Molecule: messenger RNA, 1852 nt
Organism: Poecile atricapillus (Black-capped chickadee)
Lineage: Eukaryota; Metazoa; Chordata; Aves; Passeriformes; Paridae
Gene: FOXD3
Product: forkhead box D3
Exons: 1
Coding region: 135-1346 (403 amino acids)
Biological process (GO): cell differentiation; regulation of transcription by RNA polymerase II; anatomical structure morphogenesis
Molecular function (GO): RNA polymerase II cis-regulatory region sequence-specific DNA binding; DNA-binding transcription factor activity, RNA polymerase II-specific
Source: RefSeq, a predicted model, not a curated record
CGCCGCGGGGCGCAGCCGGGCCGCUCGGGUGUAGCCCCCGGGGCCGGUCGGAGGAGCGGCGGGAGCGGGGCGCGGGGGGAGCCCGGUGCGGGCGGGAGGCCCCGCCGCCGCCGCUCCCCGGCCGCCGAGCGGGGAUGACCCUGUCGGGCGGCGGCAGCGCCAGCGACAUGUCCGGCCCCGCCGUCCCGGCGGCCGAGGAUGUGGAUAUCGACGUGGUGGGCGAGGGCGACGACGGGCCGGGCAAGGACAGCGAGGGCGAGGCCGGCAGCCCCGCCGCCCUGCCGCGGCUGCCGCUGGACGAGGCGGCGGAGCUGGCGCUGCCCGCGGAGGCGGGCGCGGAGAGCGGCAGCAGCGGCAGCGGGAGCCCGGCCGGGACGGCCCCCGGCAGCGCGGCCGAGGGCGGCAAGGGGGGCGGCGAGGAGGGGGCGAGCGGCGGCGGCGGCGGCGGCGGGGCAGCGGGGCAGAGCAAGCCCAAGAGCAGCCUGGUGAAGCCGCCCUACUCGUACAUCGCCCUCAUCACCAUGGCCAUCCUGCAGAGCCCGCAGAAGAAGCUGACGCUCAGCGGCAUCUGCGAGUUCAUCAGCAACCGCUUUCCCUACUACCGGGAGAAGUUCCCCGCCUGGCAGAACAGCAUCCGCCACAACCUCUCCCUCAACGACUGCUUCGUCAAGAUCCCCCGGGAGCCCGGCAACCCGGGCAAGGGCAACUACUGGACGCUGGACCCGCAGUCCGAGGACAUGUUCGACAACGGCAGCUUCCUCCGCCGCAGGAAGCGCUUCAAGCGGCACCAGCAGGAGCACCUGCGGGACCAGACGGCGCUCAUGAUGCAGGGCUUCGGCGCCUACGGCCUGGCCGGACCCUACGGCCGCCCCUACGGGCUGCACCCCGGCGCCUACACGCACCCCGCGGCGGCCGCGGCCGCGCUGCAGUACCCCUACAUCCCCCCGGUGGGGCCCAUGCUGCCGCCCGCCGUGCCGCUGCUGCCGUCCAGCGAGCUCAGCCGCAAAGCCUUCAACUCCCAGCUCAGCCCCAGCCUGCAGCUGCAGCUCAACAGCCUGGGCGCCGCCGGCUCCAUCGUCAAAUCGGAGCCCAGCAGCCGCCCGUCCUUCAGCAUCGAGAACAUCAUCGGCGUCCCCGCCGCCAGCUCGGCCGCCAGCGCACAGACUUUCCUGCGGCCGCCGGUCACCGUGCAGUCGGCUCUCAUGGCCCACCAGCCGCUGGCGCUGGCCAGGACCACCGCGGCCAUCGCCCCCAUCCUCAGCGUGCCUACCAACAUCAUCGCGGGGCAGUUCCUGCAGCCCGCAGCCCCCGCCGCAGCCGUGCAGGCCAAGUGGCCGGCGCAGUAGCCCCGGGCUGUAGCUCCGGGCAGCGCUCCCCGGGGAGCUCCGGCCGCCCCCUCGGGGCUCCGCGGCCGCCCGGGCUCGGAGCAGCAGCGGGCACCGGCCGCAGCCGCUUGUACAUAUUUGUAUCAAAAAUCACUGACGUUGCUUUCGGGGUUUUUAUUUUUCUAAAGAGGCGAAAAUGACGGUCGCGAUUAGGAGCUGCGAACUUUCACUUUUUUUGAAGGUUCCGGCGCUCCGAGCGGUUUUAUUCGAAAUAAACGAACACACGAGAAAAAAAAUAAUUGUAUAAAAAAAAAGAAAUAAGCGGGGGAAAUUUUAAAUAUUAAACGAACGAACAGGGAAAAAAAAAAGAAUUUUGGAGAGAAAAAAAAAGGAGGAAAAACGCUGUCAUUCUAUUAUAGAAGUCUGUUUAUAUAUGAAUGAAUAUAUGUAUUCUAAAUGUUAUCCCUUCGUGUUGUACACAACUUUGUAAAUAAAUUUUUAAAAUGCUCUGCCCGUCUCUGUGUGAG